Symbiodinium necroappetens is the source of this 1695-nucleotide messenger RNA. The record is from the annotation of a GenBank genome assembly. Lineage: Eukaryota; Dinophyceae; Suessiales; Symbiodiniaceae.
GUCGCUUCCUGGAAGGCUCCUUUCUAGUGCACGUCUCCUUGGAAGAUGCCACCGGAGACUGUCCACAGGCCUCCGGUUCCGGGAUUCGGCAGAUCGCCCUGAGCAAUGCCUUCCUGGCGGAAGGCAAGAUUGCAUGCGGCGAGGUCAAGCUCGCGACCAUUCCCGGAGAGCUGCCGAUCCCAAUUGGAACUGCGGGCAUCCUCGGCCUGGACUUCCUGGCGCUCUUCGACUGGGACUUCGAUGUCCGCUCCGAGAAGGUCCGCAUCGCCACCGCACCCAAAGAUCGCCGCGCCCCCGUCCAGUUCGAUGUGGAUGGCAUGGUGGUGGUGCCGCUGACCAAGAUCCGCACCCCUAGCCGGGCAGAGCUGUACGCCUGCAGUGUCAAGGUGGCUGUGCCCGGUGAUGACGUGCAGGAGCCGCUGCGGCGCAAGUUGCACGACCUCCGUGACAUGUUUCGUUUGUUUCAAUACGGAUUCGAGAUGGACUUGCAAACAAAGCUGGAGUUCCCUACUUUCGCAGGUGUGAGUUUACUGGACAGCGGGAUGAUCAACAGACUUGCUGAGUUUCCAACCUCUAUGCGCGCGCUUGAGAGGAAGCUCCUGGACCUGGAGAUGUCAAUCCGUGACCUCAAUGAGGAGUUGAAAGAAGCAGGUGUUGAUGAAGGCAAAGCGAGCCUCAAAGGCGGGAGUCAAUUUGGCGCUGUCGGAGGUGCAGCCAUUCGUGGGGAUCCCGUCUUUGACCAAGCACCCGCGCCUCCAUUUUCAUCACCGGCAGUCGACGAGAAGCCUCUCAGUGAAGAGGCCGAAGUGGCUGCACCAACAACUGUUCUGCGCGGCUCAGCCGCUGCACCGAGCACUACUGUCAUUGCUGGUGCCGCGACAAAUUACCAGCGGUGGCGGAAAGAUCAGAAGUGUGGCAAGGCUGUUGGCCCACUUCCAGACGGGAAACCUGUGGAGUGCGAACCCACAGGAGAGUUUGCCUGCUGCUCUGUCAAUGGCUGGUGCGGCAACUCCAAGAAGCACUGCAGCUGCAAAGGCUGCGUCAAUUACCGCGACAUUUAUGCCGGGCAGUCCCAGGGUACCUCGCAGAAGGCCGUGGCGCUACCACCAAGUCCGCCCAAAGAUGGCCACCAGGGGAAGACUGUUGUCGUGAUCAUCCCGUUCCGUGAUCGUGAGAACCACUUGAAACUCUUCAAGCCGUUCUGGCGGUGGUUUGCAGAGUCCGGACGAUCGCCAAAGACUGUGCAAAGAUGGGUGGUCGUCGUUGCCGAGCAGUUCGAUGUGGCUUGCCUCCACCACCUCCACCAAGUCUCUAUUGCUGUUCAGGUGCAGACGUUCAACCGUGGCUGGAACUUCAACGCUGGACUGGCUGUCGUCUCUGCGCAGUCAACCGCUUCGCCGGAUAUCCGACCCGACAUGGGUUUGGACUUCGACUGUGCCGUGAUUCAGGACAUCGAUUACCUACCAGAGAAAGGAGUCGACUACGCCGAGUGCGAUGUGCCCACGCAGCUCUCUGCAGAGAUUGAUCGAUACAAGUGGAAGACUCCCUAUUUGACCAGCGCGGGUGGGAUUGUCGGCAUGAGCUUGAAGCAUUGGCGCAAGAUCAAUGGAUUCGGCAACAACUACUUCGGCUGGGGUGGAGAGGACGACGAACUUCAUCAUCGCCUCCGUCUGGGUGGGCUCCUUUACGGGGACU